AGGUCCAUCAAGUCUAGCAGGACCAGCACGUGUAGCAAGUCCGACAAGUCUAGCAAGUCCAUCAAGUCUAGCAGGUCCAUCAAGUCUAGCAGGUCCGACAAGUCUACCAGGUCCAGCAUGUCUAGCAGGUCCGACAAGUCUAGCAGGUCCAGCAUGUCUAGCAGGUCCGACAAGUCUAGCAGGUCCAGCAUGUCUAGCAGGUCCGACAAGUCUAGCAGGUCCAGCACAUCUAGCAGGUCCAUCAAGUCUAGCAGGUCCAGCACAUCUAGCAGGUCCAACACGUCUAGCAGGUCCAACAAGUCUAGCAGGUCCAGCAUGUCUAGCAGGUCCGACAAGUCUAGCAGGUCCAGCACGUCUAGCAGGUCCAGCACGUGUAGCAGGUCCAACACGUCUAGCAGGUCCGACAAGUCUAGCAGGUCCAGCACGUCUAGCAGGUCCGACAAGUCUAGCAGGUCCAGCGUGUCUAGCAGGUCCGACAAGUCUAGCAGGUCCACCACGUCUAGCAGGUCCGACAAGUCUAGCAGGUCCGGCACGUCUAGCAGGUCCAGCACAUCUAGCAGGUCCAUCAAGUCUAGCAGGUCCGACAAGUCUAGCAGGUCCGACAAGUCUAGCAGGUCCAGCACGUCUAGCAGGUCCAACACGUCCAGCACGUGUAGCAGGUCCAACACGUCUAGCAGGUCCGACAAGUGUAGCAGGUCCAGCACGUCUAGCAGGUCCGACAAGUCUAGCAGGUCCAGCGUGUCUAGCAGGUCCGACAAGUCUAGCAGGUCCACCACGUCUAGCAGGUCCGACAAGUCUAGCAGGUCCAGCACGUCUAGCAGGUCCAGCACGUCUAGCAGGUCCGGCACGUGUAGCAGGUCCAACACGUCUAGCAGGUCCGACAAGUCUAGCAGGUCCAGCGCGUCUAGCAGGUCCGACAAGUCUAGCAGGUCCAGCACAUCUAGCAGGUCCAUCAAGUCUAGCAGGUCCAGCACAUCUAGUAGGUCCAUCAAGUCUAGCAGGUUCCAGCACGUCCCAUCGGUGUGUCUGCUUACUGAAAGAUGGUUUUUAUAA
Messenger RNA from Melanotaenia boesemani (Boeseman's rainbowfish), 1053 nucleotides. RefSeq lists its product as uncharacterized. NCBI's taxonomy places the organism in Eukaryota, Metazoa, Chordata, Actinopteri, Atheriniformes, Melanotaeniidae. The record is from RefSeq and is a predicted model, not a curated record. The transcript has 13 exons. Bases 118 to 1053 code for a protein of 311 amino acids.